Molecule: messenger RNA, 2170 nt
Organism: Cokeromyces recurvatus
Lineage: Eukaryota; Fungi; Mucoromycota; Mucoromycetes; Mucorales; Mucoraceae
Exons: 5
Coding region: 158-1993 (611 amino acids)
Source: RefSeq, a predicted model, not a curated record
UCUUUUUUUUUCAUUUUUUUUCUUAAAAAAAAGAACGCAUAUUUGCUUUAAUUAUAUUGUAAAUAUCUUUUGUUGAUUGUAUUUGUUUUCCCUUUUUUUUUUCCUUUAUAAAAAAAGCAUAAAAAAAAAAAAAUUUUUUUUUAUACUUUUAUUUACUAUGAACAUUCAAGAUUACAUUCCACCUAAAGAAGAACAGCCUGUUCAUCAUUACGUAGAAGUUUCAUCAGAUCGAUUAAGUAUGCCUUCAAGUUCUGAUUAUAAACCUACAUCUUCAAUUCCUACCAUCUUGCCAACAGUAGUCGAAGAAGAAUAUAAUUCAAUAACUGGAGCAGCUAUUGGGUCACCCAUUAUUACCCCGGCUAAAGAUGAAUCAAUGGCAUCUUCUUCUUCACAAGAACAACAAGAAAUAAAUGAAAAUAGCUUAAAUCCUGCUUUAUUAUUAAAUAGAUAUGAUAAACGUAAAAGUAGUCCUGCUAUUUUAGGUUUACCCUUUGGCUUAAAUCAUGAAGCUCAACUGAGUUUACAUCUAUCACAGCAAAGAAAUUCUAUUGAAGCAGCUAUGUUACUAGCUAAUUUCAAUAAAUUAAUGGCCUUUCCAAAAAAUAAUGAAGUUGAUCAUAAAGUUCAUUCACAGCAACAACAAUGGCAGGAUGAUAUGUCAAUUCCUUCACAAAAUAAAACACCUUGGGAUGAUGCUUUAGAAAGUGUAGCAGCAGAAUCAAAUCGACGUUAUUCUUAUGAUGUAAAUAUGAGUUGGCAAACAAUGCCUGACACCUUUUUAGAAAGACAUGAUCUUUUACAUAAUAUGUCUUCUACAUCAAAUUAUAAAAUGAAUGGUGAUGAUGAUACUCAUCGUAUAACACCCUCUUCUUCUUCUUCAAGUUCCAAGUCUAAUUCACUUUUAUUUAAACAAGAUAAUUUAUUAAAUCCUACAACGACAAAGUUAAGUUGGAGUCAUGAUGAUUUACAAUCUCAGCCACAACAGCCUCAUUAUCACCAUCCUCAUCUUACUUCUCAGCAUCCUUAUAAUACAGCAGGAACAUUAGAACAACCACCACAACCACCACCCCAUAGACUUUAUCAUCCUACUAUGAGUUCUUCUUUAGGUCCACAUACUACUACAUAUCAUUCUCGUUAUCCUCCUUUACAACAAGAUCAUCCUUCAUCUAAUAUUCCUAUGUUACACCCACUUGCUCGUCAAUCUGAUGUUACCAAUAAUAGUGCUAUGAAACGUGACUUUGAUAUUCAUCCUUAUUAUUCAUAUACUUUCCCUCCUCAACAUCCUAUACAACAACAACAGCAGCAACAACGUUAUUAUUAUUCUAACCAUGGUAAAUUACCAUUACCAACCCAUCAGCCCUCUAUGGACCCUCAUCAUCACCCUCAUCAUCUACAACAACAACAGCAACAACAACAACAACAACAACAACAACCACAUCCAUUGCAGUCACAAAUACAUCAUCCACCUCCAAUUAUGGCUAAACCUAAACGUAAAAAGCAAAAAACAAAUAUGAAUAAUACAGAUGAAUAUGGUGAAGAAAUUGAACAAGCAGCAAAUGAAGAGGAUUAUCCAGAUAUGUCUACACGUGAUAUUGAAGCAGCACGGAAAGAUCCUGAAGCAAGACCACGUAAACAAAAACUUCGUUUUAUAGGAGAUAAAUAUACUCCUCAAUGGGUUAGAUACAAUGGCCAAUUAAAAGAGGGAUUAUGCGACACUUGUAAACCUGGCAAAUGGUUACAGCUCAAAAAUAGUGCUUACUGGUAUCAUAAACAAUUCUUUCAUGGUAUUUCAUCUGUUUCUGGUAAAGAGUUUGUACAACCUAUUGAAACACGUUGGAUUGAUCAAGAUUUAGUGGAAGGUUUAUGUCAUCAAUGUCAUACGUGGGUAGCUGUAAGUAAUAUUAAAAGAAAGAAUAGUGUUCUUUGGUACCGACAUGCACAUAAGUGUCAUGUUUAUCAUAAACCAAAACCAAAUGUACCAAAGAAGCGAUAAAAUGUAUAUAGAAUUUAUUAAGGGGGGGAGGGGAAAAAAUUAUUAUUAUUAUUAUUAUUAUUAUUAUAAUUAUUACAAACAGGUUUAGUUAUCCUGAUUAUAUAAUACACAACUUUAUUUAUUUUUAACCCCCCCUUUUUUUUAUCUCUUCCAUACAACAAAAAGAACUAUAUACGA